This is a messenger RNA of Hippocampus zosterae (dwarf seahorse), 1329 nucleotides long. It is a transcript of the gene cirsr, whose product is annotated as corepressor interacting with RBPJ, CIR1. Bases 99 to 1274 code for a protein of 391 amino acids. Gene Ontology annotation, molecular function: transcription corepressor activity. The transcript is spliced from 10 exons. Gene Ontology annotation, cellular component: nucleus. Gene Ontology annotation, biological process: negative regulation of DNA-templated transcription. Lineage: Eukaryota; Metazoa; Chordata; Actinopteri; Syngnathiformes; Syngnathidae. The record is from RefSeq and is a predicted model, not a curated record.
GACUUCCGCUUUCCUUUAAUUUACUUCCGAAUGGAGUCAAGCUAUCAAGCGUUAGCUGAAAUUUCAUCGUAACGCGCGGACAGUUUUCAUGACCAGCCAUGGGGAAGUCAUUUGCCAACUUCAUGUGUAAAAAGGAUUUUCACCCUGCGUCGAAGUCUAAUAUCAAAAAGGUAUGGAUAGCAGAGCAGAAACUCACUUUCGAAAAGAGAAAGCAGGAAGACCUGAUGCAGGCCUAUCUGAAGGAGCAAGACACCUACAACAACAGGGUGUUGAUGGGGGAUGAUCGGGUUAAAAAUGGCCUCAAUUUCAUGUAUGAGGCUCCACCGGGAGCGUCCAAAGAGGAGAAAGCAGAGGAGGGAGAAGAAGAGUACAAAUUUGAAUGGCAGAAGGGAGCCCCCAGAGAAAAGUAUGCUAAAGAUGACAUGAACAUCAGAGAUCAGCCUUUUGGAAUCCAGGUGCGCAACGUGCGCUGCAUCAAAUGCCACAAGUGGGGCCACGUGAACACGGACCGAGAAUGCCCUCUGUUUGGACUGUCGGGCAUCAACGCCAGCGCCAUGGCGUCGGAGGAGACGGCAGGUCCCUCCAUGCACCCUUCGGAGCUCAUGGCCGAGAUGCGUAACAGUGGCUUUGCCCUCAAGAAAUGCGUCCUUGAUCGCAGCGCCACCAUUUGUGAUACAGUGCAGGAAUAUGUUGCGAGUGACCAAGAAGAAGAUCCAGAGGUGGAAUUUUUGAAAUCUUUAACAACCAAGCAGAAACAGAAGCUGCUCAGGAAACUCGACCGUCUGGAGAAGCAGAACUCCAAGAAAAAGACGAGCAAAAAGGAGAAGAAAAAGAGCAAACGGAAGCACAAGAAAAAGCAAGAGAGCAGCGACAGCUCGAGCAGCAGCAGCAGCGACAGCGACGACUCGUCCGACAGCUCCAGCGACUCCGACGGCAACUUCAAGAGCCAAAAGAAGAAUAAGAAGAAGAAGAAGGCGUCCGCCCGCGCGCGCAGCCCCGACAGGCCGCAUCAGAGCCGCCAAAAGGCUCCGGCCAGCCCGCACGACGGAGAACGUCGACACAUGCGGACACAGAGAGCGAGAAGCCCCGAGGAGAGGAGGAAGAAAAGGGAUCUGCCGGAGGGAGGUCGAGAACGCAAACGAGAGCGGAGCCGAAGCGGCGAGCGCCAUCACAGACCAGACGCUGAGAGGAGGAGGAAGGAAAGGGCGCCGAGUGAGAGAAGUCGAAGCAGAGAGAGAAGCAGAAGUCGCGUCAAGAGCAGUAGAAAACACUGAGGGCGCCUUCACAACUCUCGAUCCAUAUUUCUCUUUGAAAAGGCUCAAGAGCCGU